Messenger RNA from Diprion similis, 1515 nucleotides. RefSeq names its product cysteine protease ATG4B (gene Atg4a). NCBI's taxonomy places the organism in Eukaryota, Metazoa, Arthropoda, Insecta, Hymenoptera, Diprionidae. The transcript has 10 exons. The coding region runs from base 187 to 1344 and encodes 385 amino acids. Gene Ontology annotation, molecular function: protein-phosphatidylethanolamide deconjugating activity. The record is from RefSeq and is a predicted model, not a curated record.
UACAGCUGAUAUCUGUCACCAGAGUUGUACUUUGUUGUUGAUAGUUCUGAAGCUUUAGUCAGAGCUUCUUUCGCGAGUAUUAAAACUAUUCUCAAGAAAGGUUUACAUGAUUAGAUCACCGUGUAUACGAUGACUAAUGUUUUCAGCUUUAUUAAAGGCAGGUUAUUGUAAACAAAGGUGAUCGAGAUGGACAGCUUGUUCACGCAAAACGUAUCUGAUGAACCUGAUGAUGUUCCUUAUACUCAAGACCCCGUAUGGAUCCUCGGCAAAAAAUACAAUGCCAUCAAAGAACUUGAUGCUAUACGGCGUGACAUAAAGUCCAAAUUAUGGUUCACUUAUCGUAAGGGUUUCGUACCUAUUGGAGGUUCCAGCUCUAGUUUUACCUCUGACAAAGGAUGGGGCUGCAUGCUAAGAUGCGGACAGAUGGUUUUAGGACAGGCAUUAGUUUCUUUACAUUUAGGAAGGGAUUGGCUCUGGACCCCUGAAACUAAAGACAGCACGUAUCUAAAAAUAUUGAACAGAUUUGAAGAUCGUAGAGCUGCUCCGUUUUCUAUUCAUCAAAUUGCUGUGAUGGGGGCAUCCGAAGGUAAAGAAGUUGGCCAGUGGUUCGGACCUAAUACAAUAGCACAGGUUUUAAAGAAGCUUGUUGUCUAUGACGAUUGGAGUUCGAUAACGAUACACGUAGCUCUAGAUAACACAAUAAUUGUUAAUGACAUUAUGAGACAAUGUAAAAUAGAAGGCGGAACAACUGUAGAAGUAGAUGGUAAAAUGCCUUUGAAAGCACCUAGUGAAUGGAAACCAUUAUUGUUAAUCGUUCCUCUAAGACUUGGCCUGAGUGAGAUUAAUCCAGUGUAUGUUAACGGCCUUAAGACUUCUUUCCAAAUCGAACAAUCCCUCGGUGUUAUUGGUGGUAAACCAAAUUUGGCUCUGUAUUUCAUUGGCUGCGUUGGUGAUGAAGUUAUUUUCCUUGAUCCUCAUACGACGCAGAGAUCUGGUUCUGUAGACCAGAAAUCUGAGGAAGGCGAAAUGGAAAUAGACACAACUUACCACUGUGGAUCCGCUAGCCGUAUUCCAAUAACUGGAAUAGAUCCUUCGGUUGCUCUGUGCUUCUUCUGUGCAACUGAGAAAGACUUCAAUUCGUUAUGCAGAUCGAUACAGGAUGAGUUGAUUAAUCCAGAGAAACAACCACUCUUUGAAUUAUGCUCCGAAAAACCUGCCGAUUGGUCUCCAGUGGAUGAUUACACAGUCGAAGCAGCAGGGACUGCAGUUUCUGGGAUACUGGAAUUCGAGAGUCUUGACUGUCAACAUGAUGCUUCGGACGAAGAGUUUGAAUUUCUUGGUUGAAAAGAAUUGUACUAUUCUGCAAAUGCUUAAAUGAGAAAGGAGUAUAAAUAUCGCACAUACAAGAUCGUCUCUGUUUGUACAUUUGUCUUCAACUGAAAUAAAAUUUAUCCGAAAUUAUUUCAGGUAAGCAUCAGUGUAGCUAGCUAGUUGAAGAAUAAAAAAUUAAAAUGA